UCACCCACCAAGAACGGACGUCAUCGAUUUUUUGAGUGGUAUAAAACAUUUUUAACGUUUGAUAUCGUGACCCUAUCUGUUUUCACGCGAAUUGUUUUGGGAGGUUUUUGUUCCUUCUCUGGACCGGAAAACAAAAUUAUUGGGCGUGCGUGUGUGUGUGUGUCUCUCUGUCUCCAGGAAAUUGAAUUCAACAUUUCGGGGACUUGAUUACUGGCUGUGCUCGACAGGGCCACAUCAAUGAUGACAAGCUGCCAUUUAGUUCCAGCGUCGUUGGUGGCCAUUUUGGUCUUGGCCGUCGUCUGCUGUCAAGAUUUGGAUCCGUGCGAUCACCAUCGUGUGCUGGACGAUUUCCGCCGCAGCCCGCUGUACCAACCGCAGACGCCCCGCGAUGUCCUGUGUGACCGACAACUCUCUGUCGGGUGGUACCGGUUCACCAUACAAAACCGGUCGGCUGAGAUGCCGACCCGCUGCGCUUCGGUCAACUACUGCGGAACACAGGCACCCCUUUGGUUACGACUGGACGAUGGCCAACGCCUUCCCGAUACGUUCCAGCAAGCGCAGCUGACUGCCUGCUCUUCCUGGAGUCGUCAUCAUUACGACGAUGAGGAUGACAGCGUCCCCGUGACUGAAUAUGACGACUGCUGCGCCAUGAAAUACCCCGUUUCCGUUCGCAAUUGUUCCAGCUAUUUCGUCUAUCGACUCCAGCCGACUGAAGCCUGCAACAUGGCUUAUUGCGCCCAGCUUCCUUCAACGAGCGGAGAUCAUGUUUUCACCUUUGACCGGCCGCCUGAAAUUCACGCCGAUGCCGAUAAUCUCAACUGCUCUAUUGCUGCGUUCAACUCCUCCCAUCACGGCGUUAAGAAAUUCCGUUUCCACUGGAUCGUUUUGUCCGGCACGGGCCAGCAGACGACCGUGCAGACAUCGGCUGAGAAAUCGGAACAUUACGAUCUCCUACCACGACAGAAAAUCACCGCCGGCAAUAAGGUGAUGUGCCAAGUGGAGGUUAUCUUAGAAGAUGAACCGAAUAACCCAAUGACGUUGAUGAGCAAUCCGUCUGUUACGAGCCCCGUUUUCACAGCCGGAAUCGUCAUUAGUCCGGGCGUGGAUGAUGUCAUCAAAGUGUACAAGAACGGCAGCUUCGUCAAUGUCACCUUGACAGCCACGGUGCCUUUCACCUGCGCCGCCCACAUUAAUCAACACGACUGCCAUUUGACUGUUCAAGUCGUUCAACCGGACGAUGGCCUUUCGCAACCUCUGGCCAUUUCACAGUGCCAGUUAUCGCUCGAUUCGGGAACGACGCCUGUCCAGCGACAUGUUCUCGUCGUGCCCGUCACCGAUUUCGUACGAACGAAUUCGCGCAAACGCCCAGUCGUUCUCCAGCUGCUUGUCAGCAGUUACGGUGACGCCUGGUGGCAUGGAUAUCAAUUACCCAACAUCACUUUCCAGGUUUUGGAUGUCCCACCUAUUCAAUGUUACGCUUUUACGCAAGGACACGUCAUUAGCGUGGCCGAUUCCCUGGAUAAAGUGGAUCAAGCUGGACGCCAUUUACUUUACAGCAAUCGUCAACAGUCGUUUGAAGUUUGGACGGAAUAUCAGUCUUGCUAUUCAGGCCGGAAGGAUGCCUUGUGUAUCUGUUCAGCUGAAGUUCGUUCGUUAUCAGGAGAUGAGACCUUUCUGAUGGAUCGAUGUCAGCCAUUGCAUUCAAGACGCACGACGAAUAAUCCUUACCAAAUCCUCGGUGGAAAAAGACCUCUUCCAAAAAUGUCAUUGACUGGAAAAAUUCGUAAUGGCCGGAAACAAUUUAAAGUGCUUGAAUCUCGGCAAGGCAAACUCAUCACGGUGGUUUUGGAACACGGAGGCAAAGUGCGCAUUCGUACAGAAGAGUGGGGAAUGUCUGUGUCUAUCGUGGACGCCGGGCCAGAGCCAGAAGAGCUCACCGAGACGAUUGGUGGUCUGUGCAAUACGGAUAAUAAUAUCCGAUUAGCAGAUUCGAUUAAAAUUAAGAAAAAACAAUCACAAGCACUUUUUUCGGAAGAAUUUUGCGCUUGCAGACCUUCCCAGGACGCAUACCUCUCCAAUGUCAUACUUACGAAUAAUCUCAAAUGCGAUCCUGCACUGGAAGACUGUCCACCCGUAUGUCAGCAGCCGCAAUCUGUCGUCGAGUGGACGACAUUUUUCAAUUAUUUGGACAUUAGCGAUCAAGUCCGUGUCGAUGUCGAUGAAGACAUUGUCAACAGCUUUAAUUUGAUAGACACCCCACAAAGAGAUUCGGCUUCGGUGGAGGAAAACGAUGCUCGAAUUCAACAACAUCCUCCUGCGGUGGAUCUUACCUGGUCCUCUUUCAAGAGUUCCAGUAGCGGCACUAACCUCGGCCGUGACAUUCACUGGACAUUGGCCAACAGCCGCAAUCGUAGAAAUACUCUAGAAAAAAUGGAUGGAGAAGGCAGCCACAAUACCUGGAAUGACGAAGAAGAGGUCACUCUCUACUGUUCCAAUUUCCUUGUCAAUUCGACCGUGGCACUCGAAUGUGGACAAUAUCUAGUAGGCAAUUUCAUUAUGAAGGCUAUCCAGAUCUGCGUUGAAGAUGUCAACCGCAAUGAGGAUCCCGCCUGGGCUCAAGAGUCUUUGGGUCUCUUGGAAGAUCAGUGUGAAGUAGAAGCAACUUAUCGAAGAGCUUCUGACUGGCCACGAAAUAUCCUCGGCCGUCCUGUUAUUCCGCCAAUCAUAAUCGAAGCCCUCAAUUGUCCCAAUCGUUGUUCCCAUAAAGGAGUUUGUUUACCUUACGGAUGCGUUUGUCAGCCUGGAUUUUACGGAAGUGAUUGCAGCCUAAUGGAUGAUACGCCUCCACGGAUCGAGAAAGUUGGCAAUGGCGAUGGACUGUGUGAUCUUCGCGCAAGCGAGUGUCGGAAAAUCGAAAUCGUUGGUAGCGGGUUCAUUGAUUCAUCCCGUUUGAAUUGCCAGAUACAUCCAGGCCGCUAUGACGGGUCUAACUGGCAACGUGGCAGUUAUAACAACCGCAGCAUUCCGUCAUCUGCUCAGUUUGUCGAUCAAGAACGAAUUAUUUGCCACUUGCUGCUGGCGGGCUCAAACCGUCGUCACGUGCUGGAAGAUGUCAGCGAAGAGUUGCACUUGGAAAUCCGUAUCACUAACGACGGUAUCCAUUACAGUGUACCAACUAGCAGACUAACCAUCUACCACUCUGGAUGUCGAUCCUGUCCCGCCAAAAAAGACAGCUGGCCAUUGUGUGGGGAUCGGGAAGAUGUCUGUUAUCUGGACAACUCUUGCUACCCAGACGGGGAGGUCAAUCCGCAUAAUCCGUGCCAGAGCUGCAGUUUGGAUCAUCCCCAAUCUUGGAGCAUUAAUCCCAACAACUUACCCCCGGUUGUCUCUAAUCGGCUUAAAACGACAGCUUAUGAUGGUCAGGUGUUAGAGUAUGCCAUUCACGCUGUAGAUCAAGAUCCGCUUCAUUUUCGACUGGUAGAUCCGCUUUCCGAUGCACAAGUCACGCCGGAAGGAAUUUUCCGCUGGAAGGCUGUUUCUAAUGCACUGUCUCCGUUCAAUCACGAGGCAUUUGCUCUCACUGUUUCCGACCAGUGCAAUCACCCUGUUCAUUUCCAUCUACACGUCGAUGUUCUACCCUGUCCGUGCUUGAACGGAGGUACGUGUCGUAAUCCACCAGACGAUUUCAUUACAUCCAAUCAGAUCGAUCCGACAUACCGCUGCCACUGCAAAGAGGGGUUCACAGGGCCGGAUUGUGCCAUUCGGAUGGAUUUCUGUGACCCUAAUCCCUGUCGGGAUGGAUUAUGCUUGAACGAAGUUGAUGGCUAUGUCUGCGACUGUUUCCCAGGUUUUAAAGGCAUUCAUUGCGAUCAAAAGGAUGUCGAGAAUACUCUCUCUCCGAUCAUGAUAGCUAAGCACAAUGAUACUUCUUCCAAACAAGAUGGAUGUACGAUUCCUUGUCAAAAUGGAGGGACAUGCCUGAGACGCAAUCGUUGCCAAUGUCCUGAAGGAUUUGCCGGUCGUCAAUGUCAGUGGACCGCCCCUACCUGUCAUCCAAGUUGCCUUAAUGGCGGACACUGCAGUCGCCGAAAAGUUUGCGCAUGCAAAAAAGGCUGGACUGGUUCUCGUUGUGAGAGUGCAAUUUGUGGGCAGCCUUGUUUGAAUGGAGGUGUUUGCUCAGCUCCUGGCAAAUGUACUUGUCCAGAUGAUUAUCAUGGAUCCAGGUGUCAAAAAGCAAUAUGCAAACCGAAAUGUCGAAGAGGUGGUAAAUGCAUCGGACCGGGAAUCUGCCUUUGUCGCGCAGGUUUCGCUGGAUCAAAUUGUGAACUACGUCUGUCAUCAGCUGGCAAAAGAAACUGGAAGAAAACCAACUCAAUUGGUAAAGCCAAGGCCGUUUUCCUGGAAACGUGAAAUCCUGAUGAAAUAAUGAAAAACAUAAUUCCUGUAUCUUAACACUUCAUUCGGACCUUUUUACUUCGUAAUCGGCUCGUCAAUUUUCUUUUUUGAACCCAACCAAUACUGAGUCGUAAACGUAUUUAACUUGCCGUCACGUCAAUUUACGAGGUUAUUGUAUGUGUAGCUGGGACUUGACUGAAUGUUGUAGCCCACUUUGCUCACUGCCAUCUGUACAGUAAUUUUUUUUUUGCAUUUUUUUUUAUCUUCACCCUACGACGUGGAGGGUCAAACAUUGUCGCGACUUACAUCACAAUACAAUAACUAUUUUAUUUCUAGA
Molecule: messenger RNA, 4732 nt
Organism: Daphnia carinata
Lineage: Eukaryota; Metazoa; Arthropoda; Branchiopoda; Diplostraca; Daphniidae
Product: von Willebrand factor D and EGF domain-containing protein-like
Exons: 16
Coding region: 238-4410 (1390 amino acids)
Biological process (GO): anatomical structure development
Cellular component (GO): cell surface; extracellular region
Molecular function (GO): signaling receptor binding; calcium ion binding
Source: RefSeq, a predicted model, not a curated record